AUGAAGGCCGGCAUCACCUUGUCAAUGAAAGCAGGGAAAGUGGAUGACUCAUCGUGCACUAAACCACCAAAGAAUGAUGGUGAUGAUAAUCAAUCAUAUCAAUUUUAUUAUGUUGAUGAAACCAUGUCGGCAGUAGUUAGUGAUAUAAUCUCGGCUGCUGGAACGAGCAGUAAUCGUUAUCCAUCGUUAGAUUUUGUUUCAACUUCAAGUCCACACGAUGAAUAUGAACUUAUCCAGCGAAUUGGAUCGGGAACUUAUGGAGAUGUUUAUAAGGCAAGACAUAUUCCAACGGCAUCAAUGCGUGCUCUAAAAGUGAUUAAACUUGAAGCAGGUGAUGAUUUCAAUAUAAUUCAGCAAGAAAUACUGAUGAUGUUACAAUGCAGUCAUCCAAACAUCAUCGCCUAUUUCGGAAGUUAUUUAAAACGAGAUAAAUUAUGGAUUGCCAUGGAGCUGUGUGCAGGUGGUUCUAUGCAAGAUAUCUACCAUGGUGUGGAAAAUAAUUAUUUCGUUUGUUUUUAUAUAUUGAAGGUUUGUUUUUCAUUAGUUUAUGGACCACUUGGUGAAUUGCAAAUAGCAUAUAUUCUAAGAGAAACACUGAAAGGUCUAGAUUAUCUUCAUAAAAAUGGUAAAAUGCAUCGAGAUGUCAAAGGUGCAAAUAUUUUAUUAACUGAUGAUGGAAAUGUGAAAUUAGCUGAUUUUGGUGUUGCUGCAAGUAUUACUGCGACGAUCUGUAAACGAAAAUCAUUCAUUGGUACACCCUAUUGGAUGGCGCCGGAAGUAGCAGCCGUUGAACGUAAAGGCGGCUAUAAUCAUUUAUGUGAUAUCUGGGCAGUUGGAAUAACUGCUAUUGAAUUUGCUGAAUUACAACCUCCCAUGUUUGAUUUGCAUCCCAUGCGCGCUCUAUUUUUAAUGUCUAAAUCGGGCUUUAAACCUCCGACAUUGAAGGACAAAAUGAAAUGGACAUUGACCUUUCAAAAUUUCAUCAAAUAUGCUUUGACGAAAAAUCCUAAGAAAAGACCAUCUGCAGAGAAAUUACUCGAACAUCCAUUUUUUCAAGCGAAUUUAACAGCAUCAAUUGCACGUGAUUUGUUAGAUCGAUUGCACAAUGGUGCAACCAGUAAUCAAAUAGCAGACGAAGAUGAUGAUGAUAAAAAUAAUCUUCAUGUACCACGAAAGAUUACAUCGAACAAAGAUAAAUCUACUAAAUCAUCAUCGAGUUCUCGCGCAAUCUUAACAAAUAUCAACCAACCACCUCUCAUUCGUAGUUCCAUUCUUAAUGACUCUAUUCAAUCACAAACCAACGGAACUGUUUCUUCGAAAACUGAUACGAAUUCUUCUGUAAAUAUCAAUGAAACUGGACUAUUGGAUUCAUUUCUGGACGAAUUAUCCCGACGUGGACACGUGCCACCUUCGUCACGCAAUAAAGACAAUGGCAAUUCCGAGCAUAUACAGCGAUUGAAAUCGUUGGGUUUAGCGGAUGAAGAUAUUCAACGAUUGAUGUCAAAACUACCGCUGAGUGCAUUCGAUGAUUUAGCGUUGAAUGAAAUCAAACAUAUCGUUGAUGUGAUGCGAGAUGCUGAUGUCGAGGAAAAUGAAGUCGAAGAAGAGGAAGGAACCGCGGAUAAUACAAACACGAUUAAACGCUCACCAUUCCAAAUAACAUUUCCGUCUAAAUCGAGUAAAACAAAGAAAAAAGAACAACAGAAUGCACAUGAAAAUACUGACACGAACAACAAUACAUUAAAAUUGAAAAGUGACGAUGGUACAUUGAAAUCAAAACAAGAGAAAUCAAUUGGAUCAUCGACUCUAUCCAAUGGGAUACCAAGUGUACCCAGAGUACAUAUGGGUGCUGGAUUUAUGAAAAUAUUCAAUGAAUGUCCACUAGAAAUUCAUGCUAGUUACUGCUGGAUCAACAAUGAAACGAGAGAUCAAAUAGUAUUAAUUGCUGCUGAAGAAGGUGUCUAUUCGUUGAAUCUCAAUGAACUUCACGAUGCCACAUUAGAAUUGUUAUAUCCAAGAAGAACGACUUGGUUAUUUGUUAAAGACAAUAUUCUUUGGUCCAUCUCAGGAAAAUCCAAUACACUGUAUCGUCAUGAUCUGCAUCUGUUGUUUCAUAAUAAAAGCACAGCACGAUUAUCUCUCCAACUGAACAAAAUUCAAUUUCCACAAAAGUUCGAGAAAUUGAUGCCCAAAAAAUUGGUCACAUCAGUUAAAGUCAAUAAUACUCGAGGGUGCAUACGUUGUUGUGUUGGACGAAAUCAAUUCAAUGGCUUUAUUUAUCUUGCUGGCAUGUUGACCAAUGAAGUUUUCCUUAUGCAAUACUAUGAUCCAUUACGGAAAUUUAUGCACCUAAAAACGGUUUCGAUUUCAAUUCCUGCUGAACCACCGAUAUUCGAAAUGAUCUUUUUACCAGAAAAUCAAUAUGCAAUUGUGUGUAUCGGUGUUAGUAAAAGUAAAUCUCCUACAAAUGCAUAUAGAUUUGCAUCGGUGAAUUUUGAAACAGAAAAAAUGGAAAAUUAUCAUGAUGUUCAAAUACUUUCCGAUGUGUCUCAUAUUAUUCAACAUGAAAAAGAUGCGGAUACAAUAUUGAUUUGUCACGGAAAUGAUGUAAAUAUUGUUAAUGCUCAAGGUAAACCUCGGACAAGUAAACGAACGCCGGCCGAACUUCAUUUCGAUUGUGAAGUUCGAUCUUUAGUCUGCUUACAAGACAGUGUUCUUGCUUUUCAUGAACAUGGUAUGCAGGGACGAAGUUUAAAAGACAAUGAAAGAUCCGUCUACUCCGANUGUUAUCAACAAGUAUUCCGACAAAUAUCGUCCGACCACAUCUAUUCAUCUGAUCGACUACUAUUCGAUCUUCGCUCGAUACGUGAAGAACUGAUUGAACAGCUGACUCGGUUUAAACAAAAGCACUUCUAUCAACUACAACAGAUCAGUGGUCGACUUCAUGAUAGUAAACAGAUGAUGGACAGUGUUGAAGCAAGUGAUAUCCAAGGGAAACUGGAAGAGAUUCAGUCGUCUGUCAACUCUGUUAUUGAACCCUACGAACUAUUCCCAGGUCAAACAAUCCGACACGGAAAUGGUCGGAUUUAUCUGGUUUGGGCCGGAACCGAUAGGAACAUGUCAAAACCGAUAACUUUCCUAUCGAUCAAUCAGUGGCACUACCCAGGUUAUUAUGGCUCGGUCGGUUCCGGUCGGUUAAGUUUCUUUUCCGGCGAUUUCCUUGCCACCGGAUUCCAGCCGGAAGUUCAAACAAGAGAAAAACGGUCACAUACCCCUGCACGUGCAACAACUCACACAACGUAUCGAAAAUUUGGAGUGUCUUCUUCUUUAGGUGAGUUUUUACAAGUACCCAGCUCUUCUCGAUUCCGACACAGUUUUCGCCGAUUCCAGCAAGUUCCUGCAGGUUCCUUGCCGCCGGAUUCCGGCCGGAAUUGCAGAGGAAAUAUCCGAUCAGUUCCUGACCGCUUCCAGCUCGAAGUUUGCAGAAGACGGUGGGGAAAUGACUGGAACCUACGUUUGAACUUCCGACCGGAAUCCGGCGGCAAGGAAAUGAUUUGUCAACAAUUCCAAAACGUCAAGCAAGAAUUGCAAAGCAUCAAGGCCGAAUUGAAAAAAGCAACGGGAAGCUCAACACCGCCGGGUGAAACGGUGACCCAGGUCAACAAAUCCGAUGCUGGAUCCGAUCGGAUCUUACCGGAUCCGACCAUCUGA
Molecule: messenger RNA, 3711 nt
Organism: Adineta ricciae
Lineage: Eukaryota; Metazoa; Rotifera; Eurotatoria; Adinetida; Adinetidae
Source: the annotation of a GenBank genome assembly